This is a messenger RNA of Linum trigynum, 1757 nucleotides long. The record is from the annotation of a GenBank genome assembly. NCBI's taxonomy places the organism in Eukaryota, Viridiplantae, Streptophyta, Magnoliopsida, Malpighiales, Linaceae.
UGUGAUGGCAAAUAGGGUUGAAAAAUCGUCUCUCUGCAAGUAGGUUGGGAGUUGGCUGGCCCUUAAAUGUUCCUGGGGAAGAAAAGUCAGCCUUUGAUGUACCCACCACUUAUGGAUAGGGUAGUCACCCUCUCUCUCACUCUGAUUCUCAUUCUCUCCAUGGCUAUUAGAUUUAGACGAACUUGUCAAAUGCUUAUCCAGUGUUUUUUGGUUGACAAUGUUGGUCGGUUCGUUUGGUUGGACGGUCGGUAAUAGGUUAAUCGAUCUUUUCAGAACUGGUAAGAAAAAAAAAACUAUAAACUGAAGCCAACCAAACCUGAUUGGAAGUUUUAUGAUCUCUUCUUCCUUUCCUCCACCUGUUUGUCACUCUUACGUGAUCCAUCAAUGACCAAUAUCCAAAUUACCGGAUUUGAACCUGAUAAACUUGUCUUACAUCCGGUAUUACUCACAUGGAUGUUGAGCCAGGAGUAAGAACACUUACGGAUUUCAGGACUUCGAGUCUAGCUUUCCAUUCUAAGUAUUUAUUGGUAGCGUCGGUUGAGUGACUUCUAACUUCUCACUUCGUCUUUCGAGCUCAUAUAUUCUAAACCUUCGAUCAUGGAUCUGUUGUUAAUUUUUAUUUUAUUUUAUUUUAUGAUAAAGAUAAGUAUUUUGAUUGGAGUAUAGUAGAUGGCAAAUUUGGUCUUAUUAUAUAUACAUCCCUUCUAUUCUAUAAAUGUGAACAAUUCUAUGAUUUUGUCGGUCUCCGUUAGCUAGAUUUGAUAUUGUUACAAAACCAACAUCUCAUUCACUCCAUUUAUGGGCUCUACUAACAUUGCUAUUAUUACCCUACUUCAAUAAACAAAGACGCCACUUGCAUUCAAGAUCUAGUCACAACUUGUCACCAUUUCCAUGGACGUACGAUUCAUCACCCUGAGCUAGAUAGCUAGCUCCCACACUUUGCACUAUAAAUAGCACCCAAACUCUGCCCAUAAACACCACACCAACUCUCCUCCACUACUAAAAAAAGAAACCUUUCCACAGAGAAAACUCCAACAAUGGCGUCUUCCAACAACAAGACUCUGCUCAUCCUCCUCUGCGCUCUCUUCGCCCUCGCAAUCAUCGUCUCCGCCGAAGUCUCCUCCACCACCGCAAGUGAAGGUGAUGCUAAGGAUGUUGACCAAUACGAGCGCGGCGGAGGUGGCUACCAAGGCGGAGGCGGGAACUAUGGCCGCGGUGGCGGCGGGAACUAUGGCCGCGGUGGCAGCGGGAACUAUGGUCGCGGCGGCGGAGGCGGCGGCGGCGGCGGUGGAAGGUGCCGUUACGGUUGCUGCCGUGGGUACCGUUACUCGUACGGAUGCUCGAGGUGCUGCGCACUUGCCAAUGAGGCUCCUGAUGCCUUCUUUGCUGAUGAUGUCAAGAACUAAUUAAGAGGAGCUGUGUGUGUGUGAAUCGUGAAUAAAUGAGAGAGUUCUAUAGUUAAGGACUUCUCUUUGGGGUUUUGUUUACUCUUUUUUUGGGACACUUCACUUCGUUUUGUGUCACAUGUACUAUUGAGUUACUAGUGUUGUUGUAAGUCUUCAUGCUCGAUGGAUUAGAUAGAGCAAUAAAUAAAUGUAUCGUGUUAAGUGUGAGCUUGGUUUAUGUAUGGGUUUGAUGAAGAAUUUUCGAAAAUUUUGUGGAUCGCGCUGUUCAUCUACUCAAAGUUGUCAUCUGGUCAACGGUCUAUCGAUCGGCAGAUGGAGAACCGGUUUGUCGAAUCAAAAUGAUAUGUUAUU